GAGGGCUGUCCUCCAUGUUUUAAUAAGCAUUGACAUAACACACUGUGUUUUUUAGCCAUGCAUCCACAGAGUUUGGCUGAAGAGGAGGUGAAGGUGGAAUCGGAUGUGGUUGAGGGGAUGGAGAUCUCAACACGAUCCAGAGUUGCAGACGUGGGGACGGUAGAGAGGACUGCCCCGAAACGCAAGGUGCCCAGCCCCCCUCACUCCUCCAACGGACACUCUCCCUCAGAGUCAUCCCCCAGCCCGGUGAAAAAGAAGAGGAAACCAGGUGCAGUCAACAGCAGCAAAGACCAGUCUGAACUAAGACAUGGUCCCUUUUACUAUGUGAAGCAGCCAGCACUCACCACAGACCCUGUUGAUGUUGUACCGCAGGACGGGAGGAAUGACUUCUACUGCUGGGUGUGUCACCGGGAGGGCCAGGUGCUCUGCUGUGAGCUCUGCCCACGCGUGUACCACGCCAAGUGCCUGAAACUGGCCGCAGAACCGGAGGGUGACUGGUUCUGCCCCGAGUGUGAGAAAAUAACAGUUGCAGAGUGUAUAGAGACUCAGAGUAAAGCAAUGACGAUGCUAACACUAGACCAGCUCUCUUACCUGCUUAAGUUUGCACUCCAGAAGAUGAAACAACCAUGUACGGAACCCUUCCAGAAGCCGGUGUCUCUAGAGCAACAUCCCGAUUAUGCAGAGUAUAUAUUUCAUCCUAUGGACCUCUGUACAUUAGAGAAGAAUAUCAAGAAGAAAGUUUACGGCUCAACAGAGGCUUUUUUGGCUGAUGUAAAGUGGAUUUUACAUAAUUGCAUUAUCUAUAAUGGAGGCAAUCAUAAACUUACUGCGACAGCAAAAGUGAUCGUAAAAAUCUGUGAACACGAAAUGAAUGAGAUUGAAGUCUGUCCAGAGUGUUACCUCUCAGCUUGCCAAAAGAGGGAUAACUGGUUCUGUGAACCAUGUAGCAACCCCCAUCCCUUGGUGUGGGCAAAACUGAAGGGGUUUCCAUUCUGGCCUGCCAAAGCGUUAAGAGACAAAGAUGGACAGGUGGAUGCACGAUUCUUUGGUCAGCAUGACAGAGCGUGGGUCCCAAUCAAUAACUGCUACCUCAUGUCUAAAGAGAUUCCGUUUUCGGUGAAAAAGACCAAGAGCAUCUUCAAUAGCGCUAUGCAGGAGAUGGAAGUCUAUGUAGAGAAUAUCCGCAAAAAGUUCGGUGUCUUUAACUACGCCCCUUUUCGUACACCCUACACUCCCGACAAUCAGUUCCAGAUGCUUCUGGAUCCAUCUAACCCCGGUGCUGGGUCAGUCAAACCCGAAAAACAGGAAAAGAUCAAGUUUAGCUUCGAUAUGACUGCAUCUCCAAAGAUGCUUGUGGGUAAGAGCAUGCUCUCCAGUGGAAGCGGAGGCGGAAGCACGGGGCGGAGGAUCUCUUUGACGGAAAUGCCUCGCUCUCCAAUGAGCACUAACUCAUCUGCCCACACCGGCUCAGAUGGAGAGCAGGAAACAGCAGAGAAAAGCCAGGCCAGGGUUCCACUCUCUCACUACAGCACCGGGGAGGAGUCUUUAGACUGCACAGCAUCACCUGCUCCUCCAAGACCAGGCCUGACAAGUAGUGCCAUGGACAGCCCCAAGCCAUUCCACUCUCCUGCUCCCAGUACUGUUGUUCCCAAACAGGAGAAAACCUCCGGCACCGGGAGCAUCCUUAAUCUAAACUUAGAUCGUAGUAAAGCAGAGAUGGAUCUGAAGGAACUGAGCGAGACUGUCCAGCAGCAGCAGCAAGGCGCUCAGCCUGUCCUCACCUCCCCCAAAAGACAGAUCCGCAGCAGGUUCCAGCUCAACCUGGAUAAAACCAUAGAGAGCUGCAAAGCCCAGCUGGGUAUAGAUGAGAUAAGUGAGGACGUUUAUAAAGGUGUGGAGCACAGUGACUCUGAGGACUCAGAUAAGUCUGACUCCAGCGACAGUGAGUAUGCCAGCGACGAGGAGCAGAAACCAAAGGCCGGCCAGGACAGCAACGCUGACGAGAAAGCAGACAAGGACCCCGCCAAGAAGAAACCCAAAGGGUCUCCGUCUCCUGACGAGGACAAGGACGGGAACGCGGAGGCCGAUACAGCGGGUGGAACGGUCAAAGGGGAGACAGCUCAGAAGCCAAGCACGGCUGACUCCCCGGCUAAGGAGACGCAAAGCGUCGACCCCGACAAAGAGCCCACCGAGAGGCCCAAAGGUUCCUCUCCGCCAGCGGCGACCAGAGAGAAGCCCAAAACGCCAGAAGACGGCAGGAAGCCCUCCCCGCCAGGGGCGGAUGUGGACUCAGACUCAGAGAGAGAGCUUGUCAUCGAUCUGGGCGAGGACCAAGGGGCCAGAGACAGGAAGAGGAGCAGAAAAGACCUGGCUACGGCUGCCGCCCUCAAAGAGUCCGCAGCUUCAAAGACCGAUGGUAAAGCCCCUACAACUGUAAGUGGCCUAACCCAACCUCAGAGCACAGCAGCCCUAUCAUCCGCCCCUAGCAGCAAAGACUCAUCUCAGUCCCCUAUGACUAUCCCUGUGAACAUGGUCUCCUUCACCGCUGCUCCUACCACAACCUUCCCUUCCUCCACCUUCCCUACCUCUACACCCUCUGCCACCCCCAGCUCCACCCCGACCAACACCGUGAAGAAACAGCGGCCCCUGCUCCCCAGGGAGACGGUGCCUGUGGUGCAACGCGCUAUGGUCUGGAACCCCGGGACGAAGUUCCAGACGUCCUCUCAGAAGUGGCACAUGCAGAAGGUGCAGAGACAGCAGCAGAACCAGCAGCCGUCCGCGCAGGCACAGAUAAUGUCACCUCCCCAGCGCAGUCAGAACCAGCAGGCUCAGGUCUCCUCCUCUUCCUCAGCUCAGCAGCCUUCCUCCAGCACGCGCUACCAAACGCGACAGGCUGUCAAAGCCGUCCAGCAGAAAGACACUCCACACAGUACAUCCACAUCAGCUGUUACCCUGGUGACCACCACGCCCGUGUCUGCUGCCGUGAUGGCGGCUCCUGGAAGCACAGUUAGCGGCUCUUGCUCCUCUUCAUCCGUGACGGGAGACUUCCAGAUCCCAACAACCUCUGCAGAUGUAGCAGCAGAUAUUGCCAAGUACACUAACAAAAUAAUGGAUACAAUCAAAGGAACAGUGACCGAACUGUACAAUGACCUUUCGAAAAGCACUUCAGGAAACACAAUAGCAGAGAUCAGACGGCUGCGAAUCGAAAUCGAAAAACUUCAGUGGCUGCAUCAACAAGAGUUAUCAGAGAUGAAGCACAAUUUAGAGCUGACCAUGGCAGAGAUGAGACAGAGUCUAGAACAAGAGAGGGAGCGGUUAGUGGCCGAGGUGAAGAAGCAAAUGGAAGUUGAGAAACAGCAGGCAGUAGACGAGACCAAAAAGAAGCAGUGGUGUGCCAACUGUAAGAAGGAGGCCAUUUUCUAUUGCUGCUGGAACACGAGUUACUGUGACUACCCCUGUCAGCAGGCACACUGGCCCGAACACAUGAAGUCCUGCACGCAGUCAGCAACGUCCUCACAGCAAGAGCCCGAGACAGAGUCGAGCACAGAGGUGUCAAACAAAGCGACAGGGCAGCCCAACACAGGCCAAGAUUCACCCAGAGAUGCCGUCACAGCCGCACCCACAGACAAGGACUGUGACGUGGACAAAAACAAGGACAGUGUAACUGUCAGUCUGUCAUAGUGCAGACACCCUUCCCCAUAUGUGACAGCACUUACACCUGUAUCGAUUAUGUAUAUAACCAUGUUCAAAUUGUUCACUACAAUGACCUUUUGUUUUGUUUUUUGUUUUUAAAUUGAAUUAGCAUUGGUCUUGCCAAGUUGUGGUUUUGGCACAAUUCGAUUUUUUAUUUUUGUGUCAAAAACUUAUGUUUUGCCCUGUGGCCAUCUUACCAUUUCUUUUAAUGUGUCGCUCAGCACAUGUUUAGCAUUGAGGCCUUGCAUUAAAACUACUACUGGGUGGUAUUUUGUUCUAGUCUUAAAAAUAAUUACUGCUGUUUGCAGUCUCUGUUCUUUCUUUAUAUGUGAGUU
This is a messenger RNA of Chanos chanos (milkfish), 4028 nucleotides long. RefSeq names its product zinc finger, MYND-type containing 8 (gene zmynd8). Bases 58 to 3681 code for a protein of 1207 amino acids. Lineage: Eukaryota; Metazoa; Chordata; Actinopteri; Gonorynchiformes; Chanidae. The record is from RefSeq and is a predicted model, not a curated record. Gene Ontology annotation, molecular function: transcription corepressor activity; protein binding. Gene Ontology annotation, biological process: regulation of DNA-templated transcription. The transcript has 20 exons. Gene Ontology annotation, cellular component: cytoplasm; nucleus.